GCUACUGUGAGGUUCGUGGCGCAACGCGUGGCGCCUCGCGCAGUUCUUCGUUUUGCACAACAAAUCUAAUUUUUUUGUUGCUGUCUUUGCCCUGCUCAAGUUAUGCAAAAUUUAAUUUUCUCUAUUUGCCUGAGCACGGGCAAUUCGGCAGUGGUGCGGGCAGAACAUGUGCUUGAUCCACACAUGCUUCGUUAUUCACGGCGCGCCUGAUGGAAUUGCAACCCAAGUUGCACAAGAAGCAGCAGCAGCAGCAGCAGCAGAGGCAUGCAACGUUCGCGCUGUGCCACAAGUUAAACAAAAUCUUUCCAAUUGCAGCUCGCAUUCACUACUUGGAGCGUGAGGAGCAGCGUCCGAGCAGCAGCAGCAGCCGCUUGGCCAACGAGGGCAGCAUCGAUGCCAGUGUAGCCAGCGCCUCGCCACCGAGUGGAGUUGGUGUCUCGCCACAGGGUUCGCCCCAGCUGCAGCAGCGCCUGGGCAAGCAUCUGAGCAAGUCCGCUUCGGAGCUGAACGGACACGACUGCCAUCACAGCAACGAGUCGCCGCAUUUAUCGCCGAAGCGAGCCAAGAGCGCCGCCUCCCCCCAGCAGCUCGUCGGCGGCGGCGUCAGUGGCAGCAGCAGCGUUGGGGGCGUGGCCAGCGGUGUAAGCGUGCUGCAGAAGACGCACGGCUUCUUCAACAACCUGAAGCAUCGCUGGAGUCGAGCGAAGAGCAAAGAUCGCAUCGGUCGCAAGUCGCCCAGCGACUUUCUCGAGGAGAGCACCGACUAUGCCGCCGACUACAGCUCGGAGAGCAGCUCCGUGACCCAGAGUCCACGACAUCGAGCCACCACCAUUGGUGGUUCGCCGUUGGCGCGCGACUUUCGUGCCACUGCCAAGAUGGCGCAGGUGAUUCAGCGCUUCGGCGGCUCCAUGGAGGGCCGCAUAGACGAGCAGCCCGAGAACGGGAAUGCCCACAGCACGGCGACAACGGAGCAGCAGCAGCAUCAACUCGAGGCGCUGCAGGCCGACGAGCUGCGUCGCAAGCGGGAGACACAAUUACGACAAUUCGUCUUCUUUCAGCUGCGCGUCCACCUCAAAUCCGGCUGCGACCUGGUGGCCAUGGACAAAAACGGACUGAGUGAUCCUUAUGUGAAAUUCAAGGUGGGCGGACGUCUGCUGCACAAGUCGCGCACCAUCCACCGCGACCUCAAUCCCGUGUGGGACGAGGUGUUCAUCGUGCCCGUGGAGGACCCAUUUCAGCCGAUUAUUGUGAAGGUCUUCGACUAUGAUUGGGGACUGCAGGAUGAUUUUAUGGGCUCGGCGAAAAUCGAUCUCACUCAACUGGAGCUGGGCAAAGCGGAAGAUAUCAAUCUGCAGCUGAGCGACACAACCAACGGCGAGCCGGGCCUCAGCAUGGGCGAGAUACUCAUCAAUUUGACGCUCUGGCCGCGCAGCCAGGAGGACAAGGAAAUGCACUUUCAGCGCAACUCCAAAUUGGCUGAGUCAUCGAAGCGACUUAAAUCACAAAUCUGGAGCUCCGUGGUGACAAUACUGCUGGUCAAGGCCAAAGAUCUGCCGCUAGCCGAAGACGGCAGCAAGCUCAUUGACAUACACUUUAAGUUUAGGCUGGGCAACGAGAAGUACAAGAGCAAAACGUCAUGGACGGAACGCUGGCUGGAGCAAUUCGAUUUGCAUCUCUUCGACGAGGAUCAGAACCUGGAGCUGGCCCUGUGGAAUCGGAAUACCCUCUACGGCAAGGCCAACAUCGAUCUGAGCGUCUUUCAGCGCGAGACUACGCAUGGCAUAUGGAAGCCGCUGGAGGAUUGCUCUGGCGAGGUCUUCCUCAUGCUGACGAUCAGUGGAACAACGGCUCUGGAGACAAUUAGCGACCUGAAGGCCUUCAAAGAGGAUCCGCGUGAGACGCAGCUGAUCAGAGAUCGCUACAGCUUCUGGCGCAGCCUGCAGAAUCUGCGCGAUGUCGGGCAUCUGACAGUCAAAGUAUUUGGCGCCACGGGACUGGCAGCUGCUGACAUAGGCGGCAAAUCGGAUCCGUUUUGCGUGCUGGAGCUGGGCAAUGCGCGACUGCAAACGCAGACGGAGUACAAGACGCUAACGCCCAACUGGAACAAGAUCUUUACCUUCAACGUCAAAGACAUCACUCAAGUGCUGGAGAUCACAGUUUACGAUGAGGAUCGCGAUCAUCGUGUCGAGUUCCUGGGCAAACUUGUGAUCCCUCUGCUGCGCAUCAAGAGCGGCGUCAAGCGCUGGUAUACGCUGAAGGACAAGAAUCUGUGUGUGCGUGCCAAGGGCAACUCCCCACAAAUACAACUCGAGCUGACUGUGGUCUGGAACGAGGUGCGAGCCGUUUGUCGCGCUCUGCAGCCGAAGGAGGAGAAACUCAUCCAGCAGGAGGCGAAGUUCAAGCGGCAACUCUUCCUGCGCAACGUGAAUCGCCUCAAGGCGAUCAUUAUGGAUAUACUGGAGGCAGCACGCUACGUUCAAAGCUGCUUUGAGUGGGAGUCCCCGGUGCGUUCUAGCAUUGCCUUUGUGCUCUGGAUCGUCGGCUGUGUCUACGGCGAUCUGGAGACUGUGCCGCUCGUGCUGCUGCUCAUCAUAUUGAAAAAGUGGCUCAUACGCUUGAUAACGGGCACCACGGAUGCCAAUGCGGGUCACUAUGAUUACGACUACGAUGAGGAUGACGACGACGACAAGGAGAAGGAGGAGAAGAAGUCAAUUAAAGAGCGCCUUCAGGCCAUACAGGAGGUCUCACAGACCGUACAAAAUACGAUCGGAUAUUUAGCCUCACUAGCCGAGAGCACCAUCAACACAUUUAACUUUUCCGUCCCCGAGUUGACCUGGCUGGCGGUGGUGCUGCUGCUGGGCGCGAUCCUUGUGCUGCAUUUCGUGCCGCUGCGCUGGCUGCUGCUCUUCUGGGGCCUCAUGAAGUUCUCCCGACGCAUUUUGCGUCCCAACACGAUACCAAACAACGAGCUGCUCGACUUUCUGUCUCGUGUGCCCGACAACGAGGAGAUUAAUCAAUAUAGGGAGCUGCCGCCAUCGGCUGCCACAGAUCUGGCACGAAAUAAUCCCAAAAAGAAAUUGAAGGGCUCAUAGUCUAUAACCAGCGCUGAUGCGGUAAUUGGGCCGCUGCAGCACAGCGCAUCUGGUACACAGCAUUUGAUGCAGCGCUUCCGCGCCAACACCAGCCAACUGAAGCACAAAUUUAGCCAGGCCAAGAGCCAUAGUCUAAGCCAGGGCGAUUAGCCGUUUAGUCCAUUAGCAAGUAUUCCAUUGAUGGCACAAGAAUCCAAGACGCAACUUUAACUAAAUGCACCAAACGUUUUUAUGCUUAACUUAAGUACUUAAACAACCAGACAAACAAAAUAACAAGUAAGAGCUUCAACAGUCGGCUCGCCUCGACUGUGCCAUACUCGUUCACAGUUUAUUAGUAUUGAGAGGAUGAGCUCGUUAGUAAUAUUCAUUCCAAAUAUUGCUUAAUCAAGUUGUUCUUAACCAGUGGCAGAUUAACUUAUCCGAUUAGGUAUACUACCCCAGUAGGCAUAACACCGUCUCGGCUAUAUAUAUAUCUGAAGCUUUAUGUGUUAAUCAGGCUUAACUUGCAAAUGAAAAACUCUUCUUAUAUACCGAACCAGCAUUAUAAAACUAAUAUGCUCUCUUUAGCUUCAUAACCCAAGUUACUAAACGAGCAUAUGAAAACCAAUAUACCUCUUUUGCACUUUCUGAACAAGCAUAACAUAACUAAUACACCCCAAUUUAACGCUAUAAACAAGCAUAACAAUUCUAAUAUACUACACUAACUUUUCUAUAUCAGCAUAUCAAAGCCAAUACACCCCAUUUUUUAACUCUUAAGCAAACAUAAUGAAAUAGAGCCAAGCUAAUAUAUUAUUGAUAAUAUUAUUAAUAUUAUUGAUAAUGUGAACGAGUAUUUAAAUUCAAUUCAGGCAGUUUAAUCUCGCUUUCUCUCUCUAACUCAGUUCAAAAUCGAAUCAAACUAUUUACACAACUUUUAAUAUAAAUACACUGAGCGAAACGAUUUGUUCUGCAGUGUUGUAAAUACA
Molecule: messenger RNA, 4057 nt
Organism: Drosophila mojavensis
Lineage: Eukaryota; Metazoa; Arthropoda; Insecta; Diptera; Drosophilidae
Gene: Mctp
Product: multiple C2 and transmembrane domain-containing protein
Exons: 12
Coding region: 210-3092 (960 amino acids)
Biological process (GO): regulation of neurotransmitter secretion
Cellular component (GO): synaptic vesicle membrane
Molecular function (GO): calcium ion binding
Source: RefSeq, a predicted model, not a curated record